ACACACACCUUGUUGCUCCUCACCUGGGCUAGGAGAGCGCAGAGCCCAGGCACCAUGCACAAGGACAGCGCGUCCCCCUGGGAUAUGGGGCUACUUCGCACCUUUGACUCCACGGAGUUUACCGGCUGGGAGAAAGUCGGCUCUGGAGGGUUCGGACAGGUUUAUAAAGUCAAACACGUCUACUGGAAAACAUGGCUCGCUAUCAAGUGCCCCCCGAGUCUGCAUGUGGAUGAGAAAGAGCGUAUUGAGUUAGUGGAAGAGGCAAAGAAGAUGGAACUUGCCAAGUUUCGAUGCAUUCUACCUGUUUAUGGGAUAUGCAGUAACCCAGUAGGCCUGGUCAUGGAAUAUAUGGAGACUGGAUCUCUUGAGAAACUGUUGGCUUCUGAAAUUUUACCUUGGGAUCUGCGAUUUAGGAUAAUUCAUGAGACCGCUGUGGGCAUGAACUUUCUGCAUUGCAUGACGCCACCACUGCUGCACCUAGACCUAAAACCUGCUAACAUACUACUGGAUGGGCAUUACCAUGUUAAGAUCUCGGACUUUGGUUUGGCCAAGUGGAACGGUUUUUCCAGUUCCCAUGAGCUGAGCAUGGAUGGAAUCUGUGGGACUAUCGCUUAUCUACCUCCAGAGCGCUUCAAGGAGAAAAACAGGAACUUUGACACCAAACACGAUGUCUAUAGUUUUGCAAUAGUCGUUUGGGGAAUCCUUACCCAGAGAAAACCUUUUGCAGAGGAGAAAAACAUUUUGCACAUUAUGGUGAAAGUAGGUGGCGGCAUGCGCCCCGAUCUGUCCUAUAUUCCCAAAAGCAGACCUCAUCAAUGCCAUGGUAUGAUCAAACUGAUGCAGGAGUGCUGGCAAGACAAACCCAACAUGAGACCCACAUUUCAAAUAAUUACAUCUGAGACUGAGCUUUUAUGUACAAGGCAUGAAGAUGAGACAAGAUCUGCCCUGGAGGAGGUGAAGGAAGAAUCAGAGUCGGAAGCUAAGUGCGAACCACCUCCUGCUUUCAAUAAAGAUUACAGCCUCUCCGAGUUACUGUCUCAACUGGACUCUGGAUUUUCACAGUCCUUGGUAGGACCAGGAUGCCUAAGCCAAAGUGCUUCUGAACCUCAACUGGCUUCCAGCGACAAGCGACUCUCUGGAGUAUCCUCUGUAGACUCUGCUUUCUCAUCCAGAGGUUCCCUGUCUUUGUCAUUUGAAAAAGAUUGUUCUGUUAUUGAUAUGAGCACAUCUGAAAUGCAGAAGAAGAAACUUACAGAUGCAAUUGUGGCAGGAGACACUGCAAAACUUAUGAAGAUUUUGCAGCCUCAAGAUGUCGACUUGGUUCUAGAAGAACGAUCCAGUCUGCUCCAUUUGGCUGUAGAGAUGGUGCAGGAAGAAUGCGUCAAGCACCUUCUGCUCUACAAUGCUAGCGUUAACCUGACCAAUGCGAAGGGCUUCACUCCCCUCCAUAUAGCUGCUGAUAAGAAACUGAGGAACAUUGUUGAGUUGCUAUUAGGGAAAAAGAUCAACGUAAACGCUAAGGAUGAGGAUCAGUUUACCGCCCUUCAUUUUGCCUCUCAAAACGGUGAUGAAUCUAUAACCAGAAUGCUUCUUGAUAAAAAUGCUUCUCUGAAUGAGGUGGACAGUAAAGGCCGCACACCCUUGCAUAUUGCCUGCCAGCAUGGACAUGAGAACGUUGUACGUGUUUUCUUAAGGCGGGGUGCUGACAUCUCAUUUAGGGGACUAGACAACUGGGUUUCUCUGCAUUACGCAGCUUGGCAGGGGCACUUCAACAUUGUGAAGCUUUUAGCGAAGCAACAAGGAGUUAAUCUAAACGCUCAGACAUCAGAUGGAAGAACACCAUUGCAUCUGGCUGCACAAAGGGGACAUUAUAGAGUUGCUCGGAUUUUGGUUGAGCUAAAUUGUGAUGUAAAUAUCCAAAACUCACAACUGAAGACCCCUCUUCAUAUAGCUGCAGAAACUGGUCAUACCAGCACAGCAAGACUGCUACUGCACCGAGGGGCAGCAUUUAAUGCCGUCACUGCAGAAGGUCACACUGCUCUGGACCUUGCAAUCAUGCACAGUCAUUCUUCUGCAGUAAAGUUACUAACAGGUGAAGAGACAAUCACUCAGGCAGAAUUAUAAAGAAAAAAGAAAUACUUUGAAUACAAGCACCUAUUUUUUAUUUAAAUUUUUUUAGCAAAUGCUGAAAAAGACAAAACUGAGUCUGUGAACUUUUGUUAUAUAAUAGAAUGUUUUAUUAAUUUCAAUGAAAGCAUCAAUACAUUUGUCAUUCCUUUUAAUUUUAUAAAAUGUUGUUUUUUUAUGCAUGUCCUAAAGAUGUUUAGAUAAAUACUUAUCUUGCAUAUAUUCAAAAUUCUCUGCACAUACACAGAGCUGAAGUAAGUACAGAUUCUGCAGCUUUAUAUUAAAUUCUUGUAGUUUAUGAUGUCAGCAGCGACUGACUGCAAAACAUUAAACUAAAUUUUUUUUUUUUAUUGAAAUUUUUAUUAAAUAGCUGUUUUUUUAUUUUUUUAUUGCUUAAUGUUGUUAUACUGCAGAGUCUUAUUAUAUAAAGUAAAGAGCUACCGAGAAUAUUAAAGCUAUUUUAUAGAAUACGUAAUAUUUUAUCACUUGUAGCUUCCUGGCUUGUGGGUUUUCUUAAGCUUUUGCCUAAGCACCCCCAGAUCAUAUACAAAAGUGUUCAGAGAAUGUGUAUAAAAAAGUAAAACUGAAAAGGGGCUAUUUGGCUCCAGCAUAAAAAAAAAAAAAGAUUACAAUUAUUGCUAACUCAUCCAGAACGCGCUUGAUUGCCAGUCGUGCAACAAUCAGCUUCUCUGUAUUAUCCAGGGUUGGUGAGGGAGGUACCAAUGUUGAAGUAAAGGAAAGAUGGUUAAAAAAAAAAGCAAAAAAAAAAAAGCCAACCUUUCGCAAUUCUUUUUUUUUUUUUUAGGUUUAACUUUAAUUAUACAAACAUGUAUAUAUGUUAUAUAAUUCUACCUGUAGAUGUUCAAGGACAUCAUUAUUUAGCACAUGUGAACUCAUCAGAAGAUAUUGUUUUCAGAUGAUGGAAAAGAUAUCAAUAUAUUGCUUCUUGGUUUAUAAUGUAUUUACAUAUGUUACUUAUGCUAGAAAGCACAUGUACAUUUCUAUACUGUAUGUAGGAGCCAUCAUUUUGUGCCAAAGUGUUUAUCACUAAUCCUGGAAGAUUUCUCUCUAGAAGCCAGAUUAUCAUUAUAUGGUUUAGUGCCUAAAGUCAUCUAUAUGGAUAUGAAAGUCAAAAUUUGAACUUUUGUGGUUCAGAUUGAGCAUGCAAGGGACUUUACAGUGUACUUUCAUUAUCAAAUUGAAUUUCUUCUCUUGUUAUUCUUUGUUGGAAAGCAUCUGUACAUAUCCUCAGCAGCAAUACACUACUGGAAGCUAGCUGGUGAUUGGUGGCUAGAUGCACGUCUCUUGUCAUUGGCUCAUCAGAUGUGUUCAGCUAGCUCCCAGUAGUGCAUUGCUCCCUUUGCAGUAGUUAAACACAUAGUUUAAUUCAUGCAACAGUGCAAUAAUAAAAUGCUUUUAAGCAUAAGAGCAUUUUCUUUUUGCACUUUUUAUUUCCCGUUAACUCAUUGUUGCCCAGAAGUUGUAGCAAAGUAUUGCUACCUACUGAGUUGCAGCCAAGGGUCUAAAAUGCAGUGCCAUAGAUGUUGUAUGUUACAAAGAACAAAGAUCUGUUCUGCCAGAAGGCUAUUUUAGUUCAAAUAUUUAGAUUCAUUUAAAAUAUUUGCCAGCUUCUCUAGGAUUCAGAACCUGACCUUGCAACAUUCCACACUGAAUGUAUGGUCAGUGCUGAAGCAUUUACACACUACCCCUUAUUGGCCACAACAACAAAUAGAAGAUAAACAUACUUGAGGGUUAUGUCCCUGAUCUGCAAAACAUUGCAAACAAAACAUCAGUUUUAAACAAUUUAUAUGUAGAUCUUUUGCAGCACAGUGUUUAAUUUCACAUAUGAAAAUAACAUUUUGGUACCUAGUUACUGUCAGUACCAAAAUAGUACCAAUGUGUGUAUAAAAUCAGCAUUGUAGCUGGUAACUCCCUUUUUGUCACAUAACUGGCAGAACAAACCGACACACCUGUUAAUGUACACAGGGCUGUGCCUCUGAUCAAGGAGCACGUGUAGUGUUUAGCAACAUGCAUUUCCAUUUGCUGAUCGCAUAAAUAAAGCUUUCUUCUUAUGUCUGCUGUAUGAACAGAUGUGCCAAGUGUAUAUCCUGCUGGAUCAAUUCUUUUUCUAUGACAGAAAAUAUUGUAGAGCUGUUUGAAUGUGUAUGUUAUAGUACACUGUUUUUCACAUUUCUAUUGUUUUGUUAAUGAUAUUUUUAGCAAUAAACAAUUUUUAAUGUUUCAA
Messenger RNA from Bombina bombina (fire-bellied toad), 4372 nucleotides. It is a transcript of the gene RIPK4, whose product is annotated as receptor interacting serine/threonine kinase 4. Gene Ontology annotation, biological process: protein phosphorylation. The transcript is spliced from 8 exons. Lineage: Eukaryota; Metazoa; Chordata; Amphibia; Anura; Bombinatoridae. Gene Ontology annotation, cellular component: cytoplasm. Bases 55 to 2124 code for a protein of 689 amino acids. Gene Ontology annotation, molecular function: ATP binding; protein kinase activity; protein binding. The record is from RefSeq and is a predicted model, not a curated record.